GCCGAGUGCUGCUCCGGACCGCCGCAAAACUCUUCGUCGGGCUCACAGAUGUGUCGCAAAAUACUCGCUCCCAGGACGUCACUCGAGGUCAACAUUGUUUGAUGUGGAAUACAACUUUGAGUCUCCAACAUGGGAAAGAAACGAACAAAGGGGAAAAAUGUACAGUCAGAUGACUUAACGGACAUAUCAGAACCUAUGUGCAAACACCUCCGCAAAGGCUUGGAUCAAGGCCACCUGAAAAAAGUCUUGCAGAAUGUAGACUGGGGCUCAUGCCAGGAUUGCCGCAUAUCUGACAAUGGUACAUCAGAGAAGUCUGAAGACGAAGCAGAAGACAGACCAUCAAUAUGGUUAUGUUUGAAAUGCGGCCACAGGGGCUGUGGCAGAAAUUCUCAAGAAAAACAUGCUUUAAAGCAUUAUGAAACCCCAAGAUCAGAACCUCACUGUUUAGUUCUUAAUGUGGAUAACUGGAGUGUAUGGUGCUACUUGUGUGAUAACGAGGUCCAGUACAGUAGUUCCAGUCGGCUGGGCCAACUUGUAGAUUAUGUUAGAAAGCAAGCUUGUACAAGCAUGCAAAAUAAAGUAGACUCUGCCAUUUCGGUGUCUAAAGAUGAAGAAACCAAACCAGUAGAAAACAAAAAAGUAAAAGAUCACAAAAAUGAGGAAGAGAAGGAGAAAAAGGAGCUUUUGCUCAAAGAGGAUAAGAUUCAUUUAAAUGGCCAUGCAGAAGUGACAGUAAAGGGUCUCAGCAAUCUUGGAAACACCUGUUUCUAUAACGCCGUUUUGCAGAACCUGUCACAGACCCCAGUUCUAAGAGAACUCUUGAAAGAGGUUAAAAUGGCUGACUAUAUCAUUACAAUUGAGCCUCCAGAAUUUUCAAUAACAGAACCUGUGGUAAUUACACUUGAUCAACCAAGACCUCUUACUUUAGCAAUGUGCGAUUUUCUGACAGACAUGCAAGAGACAAAAAAGGGAACUGUGACUCCUAAAGAGCUCUUCUCCCAGGUCUGUAAAAAAGCCAUACGGUUUAAAGGGUAUCAGCAACAGGACAGUCAGGAGCUGCUUCGUUACUUACUAGAUGGAAUGCGGACAGAAGAGGUUCAACGGAUCUGUGUUGGAAUCUUUAAGGCACUGAAUAAUUCAGCUGACAAAGAGAAUGAAGAGCUUAAAAAGAAGAUCAAAGAAUAUGAAAAGAGGAAGAUAACACAGACCUUUGUGGAUCGUAUUUUUGGAGGCGAACUGACAAGCACAAUUAUGUGUGAGGAGUGCCAAACUGUUUCAUUAGUGCAUGAGUCAUUCCUUGAUCUUUCACUCCCAGUUUUAAAUGAUCAGGGUGCUAAGAAAAAAACGGUUGAGAAAAGAGUUAAAAAGUUACAGGAAAAUGAGAUGGAAGAUGAUGCCGACAACAUUGAAAAUGACUCUUAUUUGAAGGAUCGGGAAGAGACUCCUGGGGCAAGUAAGCAUCUUCAGAAAAAGGCAAAGAAAAUGGCCAAAAAGCAAGCAAAGAACCAUCGUCGUCAGCAAAAAUUUCAGGAAAAGGUGAUUCCACUAACAGAAAACUGUGCCGUUGAAAAAAAUGAAGCUGACCAUAUUAGUAGCAAUGGAAUAGAAAAUGCUGGGAAUAACUCUGAGGUGGCUUCUCUGAAGCAAGAGGAAAAGUCAUUGAAUUCAUGUGAACAGUCUUGUGUGGAUCAAAGAGGCAAUAUAAAUGGGCAUGAUAUAACUAACACCCAUAAUAAUAAUAAUGUAAAUGCAGAGGAUUCUGGCCAACUGGCAAAUAACGAAGUCGGUAUGGACAUUCCCUCAAAAGACUUCGUUUCUGUUGUAGAGUGUGUCAAUAAAUUUGACCAUUUGUCUCUCAAAGAAGAUAGUACACUGCCAGUGGAUGAGGAUGAAGAUGAGAAUGAAGAUGAGGAUGAGGAUUGUACUGCCAAUGGCUUUCACAAACUGUCCUUGGAUGAAGAACCUGAAGAUGAUACUGAUAGCUUCAGUGAACUUCAUAAUUCAGAAACAAAAUUGUACCAAGUAGUGAAUGAAGACCCAGAAACAGCAUUUUGCACUCUUGCGAACAGGGAAGAAAUGAAUACUGAAGAAAGUUCAGUCCUUCAUUGUUUAUAUCAAUUCACCCAUAAUGAGAAACUUUGUGAGAACAAUAAGCUUCUCUGUGACGUAUGCACACAUAAGCAACUUUGUGGACCAAAGACUACUGGAAAAAAUGUCAAGAAACCUGUAUACACUAAUGCCAAAAAACAAAUGCUGAUUUCUCUUGCUCCUCCAAUUUUAACUCUUCAUUUAAAAAGAUUUCAACAGACUGGAUAUAAUCUCCAAAAAGUGAACAAACACAUAAAAUUUCCCGAAGUCAUAGAUUUGGCUCCUUUUUGCUCUAUUAAGUGUAAGAAUGUUGCAGAAGGGAGUUCAAGAGUCCUGUAUUCUUUAUAUGGAAUUGUUGAACACAGUGGUACAAUGAGAUCUGGCCACUACACUGCCUAUGUGAAGACAAGAGCUACUACCAACCAACUUUCUGAUCUCGUCCUGCAUGGCAAGAUUCAACAUACAGAUGCAGAGACUGAAUCAUCCAAAGGACAAUGGUAUCAUAUUAGUGACACCCGAGUACAAGCAGUUCCUGUAUCCAAAGUGCUGAAUGCACAAGCAUAUCUCCUGUUCUAUGAGCGACUACUAUAAAUUACCCAAGGAAUCCUAUUCUACAGCGGAUUGAUCAGAACUCAAGAGAAGUUGGGUUUCAAAAUAUAUAUAUAUAUUGAUUACAUCCAACCUACUGUAAUGUGUAUUUUGAACAUAUAUUUUUUUGUUUUAAAUAAAAAAUGCAUCUUUAAAACUCA
Messenger RNA from Anolis sagrei ordinatus, 2837 nucleotides. RefSeq names its product ubiquitin specific peptidase 16 (gene USP16). Gene Ontology annotation, biological process: regulation of gene expression; regulation of cell cycle. NCBI's taxonomy places the organism in Eukaryota, Metazoa, Chordata, Lepidosauria, Squamata, Anolidae. Gene Ontology annotation, molecular function: zinc ion binding; cysteine-type deubiquitinase activity. The record is from RefSeq and is a predicted model, not a curated record.